This is a messenger RNA of Phaeoacremonium minimum UCRPA7, 1509 nucleotides long. RefSeq lists its product as hypothetical. Bases 1 to 1509 code for a protein of 502 amino acids. NCBI's taxonomy places the organism in Eukaryota, Fungi, Ascomycota, Sordariomycetes, Togniniales, Togniniaceae. The transcript has a single exon. The record is from RefSeq and is a predicted model, not a curated record.
AUGGCCAUUUCAGAUUUCCUGAACAGUCUAUUUCUCGAGGAUCGCUCACAGAGGGUCAUCAAUUUGAAGUAUCCCAAGACAGACGGCCACAAUGCUAUGGACUCCCGGAUCCACUCGGCUCUAGAUAUUGAUGAGAUGUGGUACCAGAACAAAGAUGCAGCCUUUAACCGAGAGAUUUCGGACUCGGAGACCAAUCUACGGCGGCUGAAGGCGCGCGAGGUUGCGGAGCAUGUGAGUUUGGGCGAGCUUUGUAAUCAAGUCGACGCUCUUGACACGUACGAACUCGUUCAGAUGCGCAAGUGUCGUGGCUACGAGAGAGCUCACAUGUUCUCUUGUAGCACCGUGACCUUUUCAUUCUCAACGGAUUAUCCCAUCCGAAAGAUAGAGCGCAAUCCGUCUAGUCCAGCCUAUUCAACAUGGCACUCCUACGACGAUUCGGAGACGCUAGGUGAAAAGCGGUACUACAACUACCUCGAAUCAGAUAAGUGGAAUUCAUCUGUCGAUUAUGAGGUCACAGUAUAUGGGUAUAAGAAAGAAGUCAAGGCGGACGAGAUCAGCAGAUUAACAAGAGAGAGAGACGAAGCGCUGGAAGAUGUGAAAAACACAAUGAAGGUGAUACAAGAAACAAAAGACAAAAUCGAGAAGGCAAAAGAGAAUCUUGUUGCCAAUCGUAAAGAGAUCGACCGAAUCGCUGUCCAUCGAAAGAAACUCACACAACGAUAUAUGCCCCUGGAAUCCAUCAAGGAGAAAGGGCAGUACCUCGCGACGACCAGUAUUCUUAGUUAUAGCUAUGCCCUCGGCGGAAUUUCCAAUAGGAUCCUGGCUUCCCAAUUUCCCACCUCAUACAUUGAGUCUUCACGUUCUCAAGCCAUUGAGAAGUACACCAACAAGACCCGGACAUACGAGAGCAUGCUCGAAAUCUGCGACUCAAUGCUAAGCAGUCUUUCUCAGACCAUUUCAAACCUUGAUUCGUGUAGAAGUAAGCUACAAACUGUACUUAAAUCACUGGUCGAGACGGUUGCACACACGAAGAAAAGCUUAGACGAGCUUGAAACCUUCACGGCGACUGAUGUCUCAGGCUGGCCUAUUGCAGACCAGAAGGAGGCGCUCAAGGCGCUCGUCCUUUUUCGACCAUACUUCGAGCCGCUAUUGAUCAGUAGCCGCGCGACGACAGAGGAGGUGAUAUGUCAGCAUGGUGAACAGCUUGUCGCACGGGAAGCAUUCGCGCAUGCUUGCCUCCAAGCAAUCAAGACGCAAUUGGAAAAACACAAGGAGUCACAUACAAAAUGGAAAGGAAUGAAGCGAGGAGUAGAGGCUUCACUGGAAGCCGCAAAGCAUAUGUGCAAGCUAGGUGGUAUGUUUGGCAUUGGUGAAUUUUGUGUACUCAAGCAAGCCAUCGACCAAUUCUCCCCUGACAGCAACAAGGUGUGGGAUGCACUGUUUGAGCAACUCCGGCAGUCAUACCUCGAUGAUCCGGGUAAUUGGCGUAAUCUUCAAGGAACUUUGUAG